AUGGAUUUCCAGCUUUCAAUGACUGCGAAGCAAGAAGAUUCAGAUCAGACGACCACCACGCAGCAAAUGCACAUGGACGAGUCAAGACUCAGAUACGAAUUCAAGUUGACGCUGGUCAAUAGCGUGGAAAUUCGGUACGACGCUGACAUGCUACGGAAAUCUCCUCUGUUUCUAGUGAAGAUCGUCAUCUUGGCUUAA
Colletotrichum lupini is the source of this 198-nucleotide messenger RNA. RefSeq lists its product as uncharacterized. The coding region runs from base 1 to 198 and encodes 65 amino acids. The transcript is spliced from 2 exons. The record is from RefSeq and is a predicted model, not a curated record. NCBI's taxonomy places the organism in Eukaryota, Fungi, Ascomycota, Sordariomycetes, Glomerellales, Glomerellaceae.